Molecule: messenger RNA, 1782 nt
Organism: Dicrocoelium dendriticum
Lineage: Eukaryota; Metazoa; Platyhelminthes; Trematoda; Plagiorchiida; Dicrocoeliidae
Source: the annotation of a GenBank genome assembly
AUGACCAAAGUCCAGUUCCGCGUUCUUCUUCUCGUUGCCUCAUGUACCCUGCUCGCUCUGCUGUGUCUUUCAUCUCGGCUUAUAAGUCUUUCCAAAACUUCCUGGCCUCUUUUCCGUGGCACUUGGUGGCACAUCUUACCGGGUAGCCGAAGCGAGUUGGCACUCAAUGACUUGAGCUGCUCUGCGUAUCACCGCCGGGACCAGAACUGCAGUCAACUCAUGGACUUCUGUGAUUUCUUCUGCUUGUUAUCAAAAUUUGGUUUAAUUUUGGCCUAUUUCUACAUUUGUGACCGUACUCAGCUGUUCCACUCGAUCAAUAAAGGGUUUUCGUCUUCAGCCUUCUGGUCUGCAUUACUGUUGCUACUCUUCUUGGGCCUGCUGCUAUCAUCCAGGACAAAGCAACUUGGAAUAAAUCACGUGGACAUUACACGCGAAUGGAAGGGUUGGAUGCAGCUCUACAUUCUAGUAUAUCAUUAUAUAGACGGUUAUUCGGUUCAAGUUCCUUACUUCCUCGCGAGGUGGUGCGUGUCCGCUUAUUUGUUUCUCUCUGGAUUUGGCCACUUUUGUUACUUUUGGCGGCGCUCAACGGCUUUUUCCGAAUCGGACUGCUCUGGCUACCACAAUGAUUGGCCAACUGUCCAUGGUUCAUCGUUCUGGAUCUUUAUGAAACGCUACAUACACGUCAUGUUCCGCAUGAACUUCCUGGUAGUGGCACUUUGCUUAAUGAUGAGCCGAAACUACAUGAUGUAUUACUUUGUUCCUCUGGUCUCUUUCUGGUUCACCGUCGUUGCGCUUGUCAUGGCAAUCUACACCAAAUUAUCCGUAUUAUUUCCGAGUUGGGAAGCAGCAGAGUCUCGACCAUGCCUUAGCGCCAAGUCACCAACGAUAGGGUGCGCCACGAAGCGGAGUGUCAACGCCGCGCGGACGAAAUAUUGCGCAAUGCUUGUGCUCUUCGCAAUUCUCUGGUGCUGUAUUGAACUACUGCACAGGGUACGCCAAGUUUUUCAUGUCUUUUUUCAUACAGGCCUUUUUGGAUAUCUACUGACGCUUGACGAUCGUGAACUGGACAAGGUGGAUGCAUCCAUUUCGGCCGACAAUCGCUCGGAGGGCAUGUGGUACUUCCGUUGGUCCUUGGAUAGAUAUUCAACUUUAUUUGGCAUGUGUUUUGGUUUCCUAUACGAACUAACACAUCAGGCCUUUGGAGCACGAAGCAACCAGGAUGUCCCCAAGAAAACGUGUCAUAGCGUCCGCGUUACCACGAUACCUGAUAACCAAGCCCCUACAUCAGCCUCUGUGGAUGCUAAACACUGGUUCAGCCGCAUUCCGGUCAUUUUGGAAGCCAUCACUACCUCAGUGGGUAUUGCCAGCCUCACAAUUCUUCUCUUCUACAUUACAAAGGUUGAUCGGACCAUCGCUGUUCAAAAUCAUCCCUAUAUGUGUAUCUUCCCCAUUCUAGCUUAUAUAUUAGCACGGAAUGGCUUCCGAUACCUUCGUUCGUGGCACAGCAAGUUCUUUGCUUGGUUCGGUGAUAUCUCACUCGAAUUAUUUGUUGGACAGUACCACAUUUGGCUUGCACAAGAUGCUCAUGGGUUGUUGGUCUUCGUCCCCGGUCUGAAGUCGCUGAACCUUUUGCUAACCACCACUACUUUCGUGGUUGUGUGUCAUGAACUUCACGCUUUAACUGGAAAAUUACAAACCUACAUUAUACCCAAAACACCUGACGGUCUAGUUUCCCGUGGUGUCGUAUUGUGCCUCCUGGUUGUGUACUUUUGCUUCCCUUGA